AUUUUUGUGACUAAAAAAGAGAAGUCUUCAACGACAGUGCAACAAGUAACCGAAACAAGGACUCUCGAUAUGAUUUUAUACGAUUUACAAAUUGAAGCUGGGGCGGGCGAGGGACCCGGGCCUCCGAACAACAAUGCAGAAGGUGCAGUGGCCAGCCCCCCACGAGAUGAUAACCACAAUGCUGCACAGCCUCCUGAGCAUCGUGUCACGCAACUUACUCCUAGUGAAGCCCUGAAGCUCUACGGUGACAGACUGACGGAAUGGGAAAGGAACGAAAUCAGGAAAUACCCAGAAGUGUGGUUUCUCGGAAUAGAUGCCAGUAAGGUCAACGCCAGAUCGAAUCUUCCUAACAACUGCGGCUUUGAUGAUGAAAAUGGCUCGUAUCAUAAGCAAAUACACGACCACAUAGCGUACCGAUACGAGAUCUUGGAGGUCAUCGGCAAGGGUUCUUUCGGGCAGGUCAUCAGGGCUCUGGACCAUCGAACUGGUAGUCAGGUGGCCAUAAAAAUAAUACGUAACAAGAAACGGUUCCACCACCAGGCGCUGGUGGAGGUGAGGGUUCUGGACCACCUGCGGCUCAAAGAUAAGGACCAAGCGCACAACGUUAUACACAUGCUCGACUACUUCUACUUUAGGAACCACUUGUGCAUCAGUUUUGAACUUAUGAGCAUAAAUCUGUACGAGCUGAUAAAGAAAAACAACUACCAGGGCUUCAGCCUUAGCCUCAUCCGGCGGUUCACCAGCUCACUCCUGCGCACUCUCAGGCUGCUCGAGGCCGAGAAUAUUAUACACUGUGAUCUGAAACCGGAAAACAUCCUUCUGAAAGCGCGAGGCAGCUCAUCGAUCAAGGUCAUAGACUUCGGCAGCUCAUGCUACACGCACGCCAGGGUCUACACGUACAUACAAUCCAGGUUCUACCGGAGCCCUGAAGUUAUUCUCGGCCUGCAGUACGGAACACCAAUCGAUAUGUGGAGUAUGGGAUGCAUCCUUGCGGAACUCCAUACGGGUUAUCCAUUGUUCCCGGGAGAGAACGAAGCGGAGCAGUUGGCUUGCAUCAUGGAGCUACUCGGGCCUCCACCUCCAGACCUACUUAUUCAUGCCACCAGAAAAAGACUGUUCUUCGACUCCAAAGGCUCACCACGAACAGUAACCAACUCCAAAGGCAGGAAGAGAAGGCCAGGCUCCAGAACGCUGUCGGCAGCUGUAAGGGCUGAAGAUCCUGCAUUUUUACACUUCCUUAGCAGAUGUUUAGAAUGGGACCCAAAACGUCGCAUCACCCCAACGGAAGCAUCACGUCACGAGUUCGUCACUGGGUGCCCCCUCGGUUCAACGCCCUCUGGCGUUCUGGCGCUUCCUCGUUUAGCGCCCCCAAGACCGACUCGCACCGCACUCCUGCACUCCCAGUCGGCUGGCGACGUGGCGGCCAUGUUGGGGCGAGCGUGACUGCGUCCCGGCGCCUCCACAGGCCUACUUGAUAUCAAGUGACACGUAGUUUAUGGUACUGUAGGUGUUUCAUGUUGCUCUGGUACAUUUGUUUGAG
This is a messenger RNA of Hyposmocoma kahamanoa, 1540 nucleotides long. It is a transcript of the gene Dyrk2, whose product is annotated as dual specificity tyrosine-phosphorylation-regulated kinase 2. Gene Ontology annotation, biological process: peptidyl-serine phosphorylation; peptidyl-threonine phosphorylation. The transcript has 10 exons. The record is from RefSeq and is a predicted model, not a curated record. Gene Ontology annotation, cellular component: nucleus. Bases 70 to 1443 code for a protein of 457 amino acids. Gene Ontology annotation, molecular function: protein serine/threonine/tyrosine kinase activity; ATP binding; protein serine/threonine kinase activity. Lineage: Eukaryota; Metazoa; Arthropoda; Insecta; Lepidoptera; Cosmopterigidae.